Molecule: messenger RNA, 1314 nt
Organism: Odontomachus brunneus
Lineage: Eukaryota; Metazoa; Arthropoda; Insecta; Hymenoptera; Formicidae
Gene: ATPsynC
Product: ATP synthase lipid-binding protein, mitochondrial
Exons: 5
Coding region: 266-682 (138 amino acids)
Biological process (GO): proton transmembrane transport; proton motive force-driven ATP synthesis
Molecular function (GO): proton transmembrane transporter activity
Source: RefSeq, a predicted model, not a curated record
UUAGCUCGGAAGCCACGAGUAGGUCAUUGCGCGGAAGUCGGUUCGUUCCGUCGUGGUCCGCGACACGGGAUAGGUCAGUCGGUCUUCACGCAGCAGACGCAUUCGUAUACGCUCACUUCCACUCAUAUUCAAUUCAACAUUCCAAGGGCCGGGUCCUCCUAUCGCUUCUCUUCGACACUACUCUUUGGUAAGUGCGGCUGCCCACUGCAUUGGCAAGUAGCAUUCGUAGAGUCCACGCAGAAACAGCACCACAAUAAACGUCAUCAUGUACGCCUGCAGUCGAUUCAUCGCCCCCAUCGCCAAAUCCACUCUGGUCUCCGGCAGCAAGACCUAUCUGCGGCCGUUAAGCAGUGCCGUGAUCAGUCACAGCCAGUCCUUACAACGGGAUCAAAUUCAGACACCCGUCAGUUUGUUACCAGUUGUACGUAACUUCCAAACCUCCACAGUCAGUCGUGAUAUUGACUCGGCUGCAAAAUUCAUUGGCGCUGGUGCCGCCACAGUAGGAGUAGCAGGAUCUGGUGCUGGAAUAGGAUCAGUGUUCGGUUCGCUGAUUAUCGGCUAUGCCAGGAAUCCAUCCUUAAAGCAGCAAUUAUUCUCGUACGCCAUUCUGGGUUUCGCCCUGUCCGAGGCCAUGGGUCUCUUCUGUCUUAUGAUGGCUUUCCUGCUCCUAUUCGCCUUCUAAGCCACAAUAUCCGCAUAAGAAAUUGCUGAUAUAGUUUUUAGUGCGUCACUGCCAAGGCAGCGUCAUCUGGCUCCAAAUUGAACCAUAAGGCGGCGGCUGUCUCUGGUAUGCGGGAUGCCAUGAAAUCAUUAGGGAAGCUCGGAUUUGUGGUUCGGAUUCGGGGUGCGACGGUGCGACAAUGAGCGAGAGAAGCUGUACUAUACCAAGACGCAGUUGCACACGCCAUCGUGCGCGGACCGUCUCGACCCUUUCCAAGCCUUCAGCUUGUUUCAAUAAUAAUUUCAUGGCCUACUGUUUCUCAUGUAGCUAAUAAAACAACUCACAUUGUUAUCACAUUACGGAUUUCAGUGUAACGAACGAAUAAGACGUUACUGAAAGUUGGAAUUAAAAAAAAAAGAAAAGAUAAAAACGACAGCGCCUCUCACUCCGCAUACCCAUACACGCACGUACUGUACUCACCGUGGUUAGAGUGGUUCCAUGCGACUUAGUACACUUUUCGAACAUCUUUGUCACCGGAAGGGAUAUUCAUCGUCAUUGUUGUGCCGUCGCGUAUGCACGUUGUUGAGGUAACUCUCCUAACGAAGAUAACAAAAACUGUACAGUGAUACCGAAUAAACAUCUUUGUCGUGGAA